AUGACCAAAACAGCUAUAAUAAUUGAUAACGGAUCUUGUACUAUGAAAGUAGGAAUAGCAAACGAACAAGACAACACUCCGACAUCAAUCUUUCCAACCCUAGUUGGCCACCACAAGAAAUCAACAAGCACCACUAUAGUUGGUGAUGAAGCCAUUGCUAAGAGAGGUAUCUGUACAUUGAAAUAUCCAAUUGAACAUUGUGUCAUUACCAACAUUGAAGCAGUGAGGGAACCAAAGUGUAAUAGAGAGAGGAUGACACAGAUCGUGUUUGAGGAGUUUAAUAUAUCAAGUUUUUAUGUGGCAAUGCAAGGAGUGUUGGCGUUGUUUGCAUCUGGCAAGACAAGUGGAAUUGUUUUGGAUUUGGGAGAGAGUGUGUCGAGAGCUGUUCCUGUCUAUGAAGGAUAUGCCUUGACACAUGCCAUUUCAAGUUGGAAUUUUGCUGGAAGGGAAAUUACUGAAUAUUUGGUUCAAGCAUUUGCUGGAUGUAAAAUACCAUAUUUUGCAGAGCAUCCAACAGAUGUCAUGACAGAUAUGAAGCAUAAUAUUUGCUAUGUUGCAUUGGAUUUUGAUCAGGAAAAUGAAAAGGCAGUGACUGAUGUUUCUUAUGAAUUACCAGAUGGAAGCUUGAUUAACAUUGGAUGUGAACGAUUCAAAUGCACAGAGGAAUUAUUCAAUCCCAAUCUUGAUUCACAUUCUGGGAUUCAUGAACAGGUUUUCAAUUCUAUUAGAAAAUGUGACAUGGAUGUUAGAAAGGAUAUGUUUUCAAAUAUAAUCUUAGCAGGUGGAACAACAAUGUUUACAGGAUUGUCAGAACGAGUGGAAAAAGAGUUAAGUGCAUUGGCUCCAUCAAAUGUGAAAAUCAAUGUUGAGGCUCCACCAUUUAGAAAAUAUUCAGUUUGGCUUGGAGGUAGCCUGUUAUCUUCUCUAUCAUCGUUUGAACCAAUGUGGAUUUCAUGCAAAGAGUAUGAUGAAAUUGGACCUUCAAUAGUACAUAGAAAAUGCUUUUAA
Messenger RNA from Naegleria gruberi, 1008 nucleotides. RefSeq lists its product as uncharacterized. Bases 1 to 1008 code for a protein of 335 amino acids. Lineage: Eukaryota; Heterolobosea; Eutetramitea; Acrasida; Naegleriidae. The transcript has 2 exons. The record is from RefSeq and is a predicted model, not a curated record.